This is a messenger RNA of Brienomyrus brachyistius, 4697 nucleotides long. It is a transcript of the gene map1sa, whose product is annotated as microtubule-associated protein 1Sa. Lineage: Eukaryota; Metazoa; Chordata; Actinopteri; Osteoglossiformes; Mormyridae. The coding region runs from base 100 to 4359 and encodes 1419 amino acids. Gene Ontology annotation, cellular component: dendrite; synapse; neuronal cell body. The record is from RefSeq and is a predicted model, not a curated record. The transcript has 7 exons. Gene Ontology annotation, molecular function: actin binding; microtubule binding. Gene Ontology annotation, biological process: microtubule cytoskeleton organization; regulation of microtubule depolymerization; axonogenesis.
CAUUCUCAUUGGCCGGGAGACGUGCCAGUCACCAGGGACCCGCCCCUUUUCAUAAAUCGGCACUUUCUUACUGGAAUACCAUUAGUCAAACUUCGCAAUAUGGCGACAGGACAGUCUGGGGAGAUGGAGAGGAUAGAAAAUACCAGCCGAGCUCUUCACCCUGGCUUUGGCAAUGAUAAGUAUUCCCUGCUUGUCGUAAUCGGACAGCACAGUCGCCCCGGCCUAGUGGAAUACGUGCUCGAAGAGGUCGAAAGAGGUAUUCGCUCCUGGGAUGUGAAUCUGACCACCUGUAACCUGGACGAGCAGCUGAAACUGUUUGUGUCAAGACACUCGGCCUCCUUCUCUGAGGAACUCAAAGGUCAGAGAACGCUGCAGCAUGGUGGAGACGUCCUGGAGAGCCGGGUGGUGGUGAACCCCUCCCAAGCGUACGUGUGUUCAGAGGUUCGUCGGUUGAUAUCCGAUUCAUCUCGUCACAAGCUGCUCAUUCUUGCAGGACAGUGUGUAGAGGAGACGGGGGAUCUGGUCUUGCAAACGGGGUGCUUCUCUCCCCAUGACUUUAUUCAGAUUUUUACAGAUGAAGAGAUUGGUGAGCUGUUGAGCUCUGCAGACCCGACACAGAAAGCUUGCCUGACGUUGAGUUGUCCCAACUCUGGUGUAUGGAAGAAUUCUGUGUUGGAGAAACACAAUCUGCAGGACUUUAUUGAGAUCAAAACCAAUCCACCCUCAGUGUUGCCAGCGAUGGAAGGCCUGCAAGAGUUUACAGAAUAUCUUUUGGAGUCUUUGGAACCGCAGUCUCCUUUUGAUCUGCUCGAGCCUCCCAGCACUGUAGGUUUUCUCAAGCUUUCUCGUCCUUGCUGCUAUGUCUUUCCUGGAGGGAGAGGCGAUUCUGCCUUUUUUGCCGUGAAUGGCUUUAAUGUCUUGGUCAACGGUGGGUCAGAUCCACGCUCCUGUUUUUGGAAGCUUGUGCGUCAUUUGGACCGAGUUGACUCUAUGCUGCUCACUCACAUUGGGGUUGACAACCUGCCUGGCGUGAACAGUAUGUUGCAAAGGAAGGUCGCUGAGCUUGAGGAGGAGCAGUCUGCAGGCUCCCAAGGCAAUGAGGACUGGAUGAAGAAUCUCAUAUCGCCUGAAAUAGGGGUAGUUUUCCUGAAUGCCCCAGACAGGCUCCAAGCAGUCCCUGGGGACCCCAAAGUACUCCAGAGCUGCCACCAGGUGGCACUCACCUUACAAUACCUGGAAAAAUUAUCAAUCACACCAGAGCCACUCUACCGCCCCAACAACUCUAAUAUCGAGCCAAUCAUUCUCUUCCAGAAAAUGGGAGUUGGUCGCCUUGAGAUGUAUGUCCUCAACCCUGUCAAGGGCAGCAAGGAACUGGAGGCCCUCAUGCGAACUUGGCCUCAAAAUGUGUCAAACACCAAAGGAUCAGAGUUUCCUGUACCCAGCCUGGUCUCCAUCUGCGCUCUGCUGGUGUGGCAUCCUGCUAGUUUUCAUGAAAAGAUUAUUCGAGUCCUGUUCCCAGGUUGUACACCACAGGCUAAGAUCCUGGAGGGACUGGAUAAACUGAAGCACCUUGACUUCCUUAAGCACCCAGUAGUAAGCCUCAAAGAUCUUGAGGCGUGCAAAUUAGACAAGCCUCCAAAACGAACUGACAGUCGGGAAAGCCUGAAGUCAGCAACCAAAGAGUCUAGACCAGCAAGUGCUGCCCUAAAGGAGAAACCUGUACGUGUUGAUAUCAAGAAGCAAGACUUAAAGGGCAAAACCAAAAUGACAAAUGACUUUGCUUCUAAAGAUGGCAAAGAAGGUGAAGAGAAACACAAACCAAAGGAUAGUGAUGUAAAGCCAAAAGUGGUAAAAGCUGAAAAGCCUCUAUCAAAGAAAGAACCUUCAAAGGAUGAUAAGAAGGAAGUAAAAAGGGAGGAAAAGGCCACAGUUGUCACUUCUAAAAAAGAAGACAUUGGAGAAAAGAAGGACCAAACCAAAAAGGAGCCACCUCCAGUGAAAUCCAAGAAGGAAACAAAGGUAGAACCCAAGAAAGAUCUCAAGAAGGAAAGUAAGCUUGAAGAGAAGAAACUGAAAACCCUUAGCAAGGAGGUGAAAAAGGUACCAGGAGGAUCUGUUCCUUCAUCUUCUGCUCUGGACCAAAAGAAAAAUAUAGGCAGAAAUGGGGCUUUAAAGAAGGAGGGAUCUGCCCCAAGGAAGGAAGCCAAUAAAGCGGCUAAAUCGAAAAAGGAGAAGGAAAGCCAAAAAGCCCCUCCUUCCACACAAGAAGAUGCAGAUCGCUCCAAGAUGUCCACACCAGAGGAUAUGACGGCGGAGUUUGAAAAGCUGCGAGAGGAGAGUGCGCAGGAUGACGUAGGCCCAUGUGGGAUGAGCAGGUGUAAUACAACCAGUGAAGGGGCUGCCACAAUAGGAAGGGCAUCUUCAGAGCAGGUAUCGUCUAAGAAGUUGGAGGAUCAUUGUCAGCUUGAUGGGGCAAAUGUAGGGGAGGCAAAUGCAAAUUUAGACAGUCCAGAGAAAUUCCGAUGCAUGGAAACCCUUAGCAAUCCUAGCAAGGCUAUGGGACCACCCUCUCCUCUGGCCAAGACUCCAAAAAGUGACCGCAGCGUUAACUUUGACCUCACACCCACAGAAUAUCGGUUACUUGAGGGAGCCCUGAAGAACAAUUUGAUAAGAAAUGGCCAAGAUGAUGCGUGUGCCAGCUCUGACGAGAAGACUCUUGAAUUAGUCUCUCCCCCAGGGUCAGGUCCAAUCAGUGCUGGGCAUACACCUUUCCAGCAGUCUCCUGAGGCAGAACCCCUAGGGUCUGGAGAAGACAGUAGCCUCGGUGGUAAAAUAUCUAGCUUGGGGUUUGACGACAGCCGACCCAAUGGGUCCUGUAGAAACUCUGAAUUGGGAUGCCCUAAAAACAACGUAGAGAACAAUUCCUCCUCCUCUCAGGAGAAGCACUCAAGCUUCCUGUCGUUGAGCCCUGUAAAGGACAUGAUACCCGAUGUUUCCCCUACUAUUACCACCCCUUCCCUGCCAGCUGAAGUUGGCUCCCCGCACUCUACAGAGGUUGAUGAAUCUUUAUCGGUUUCUUUUGAGCAGGUACUUCCACCGCUGAAUGAGUCGCCUAAGGAAGAUAUGGACGUCAGGCCCUACUCAAAUGGGCACUACGACCUGGAACCUAAAACGGGAAUGUCCUUGCCUUUGAGGGCGUCUCAUAACAUGAGGCAACCAGGUGAUGGCUCGGAGGGGCGCUUCCCUGGACCACAGGACUUUAUCACAGACAUUCCUCCCCAUGAUGUCGAUUUGUGUCUGGUGUCCCCCUGUGAAUUUCAGCAUCCCAAACCUCCUGAGAACCAACGCAUUCCACUUUCUCCCGGGCUGGCUAACCCUGGUUCACGUGAUCUUUCUGACGACAGUGACCUCUCCCAGGAGCUGGCGAAGCCACUUGCUCAGUGUUACGCAGCUGACGAUCUGCAUUCACCCCAGGGGCAAGAGACACCCCCAACUUCUGCCAGUGAAUCCCUGCCCACGGCUUCAGAGUCUGAUGUGCCUCCAGGCACUGAGGACUGUCCCUCCAUUACUGCAGAUUGCGGGCUGGACUCUGACGAGGAUUCAGGGGGCAAUUUCCCACCCCACCAGCCACACGACCAUGUCAGAUCUCGCGCGUCUCAGAGGGGAACUCGUCACUCUUCCCAAGAUCCUCCCCCUGCACCCAUGAAGGACUUGCCCCCGCUGCCCCCGCAGCCUGGUGCCUGCAUGGCUGAUCCUGAGGCCGAAACACAAGGCAAAAAUGGGAAGAAUGUAACUACAAAAUCCAAGAAGCCCACUGGAGGCAUGCAGAGAGUAAGCUCGGCUAACAUCUCCACACAGAACAGCAAGACAAAGGCCGGCACCUCAGCAACGGCUAGUGGGACUACGAAAGCAAGCUCUGUUGACACGAGACCUCCAUCACGCAGCACAGUCCCUGCUUCCAAAGUGGGAGUCAUGAGGUCUGCUACAGCCAGCUCAGGGAGCAGUAAGCCAAGUUCACCUGUUUGUUUGGAACUGGCCUACCUCCCCUCUGGCUGUGCCGCUGCCACCGUUGACGUCGAGUUCUUCCGCCGUUUACGUUCCUCUUGUUACAUCGUCAGCGGGGAUGAGCCCCUCAAGGAGAACAUUAUGAGGCCCAUUUUGAAUGCGCUACUGGAAGGCAAAACGGCCUGGCCUGGUGUGCAAGUGACUCUGAUCCCCACCUUUGACUCCGUAACUAUGCAUGAGUGGUACCAAGAGACUCAUGAGAGGCAGAGGGAGCUGAGCAUCACUGUCCUUGGCAGCAACAGCACCGUCGCCAUGCAGGAGGAGACCUUUCCUGCCUGCAAAGUGGAGUUCUGAUUGGAGGGGAAGGUCUAUGCAUUAUAAUGCACCGCCCAGACCCACAGUGGCACAGUCCCUCCCUCUCUUCUUCCCUCCUUUAUUGUGUAGCAACUGCUCUUCACUCCUUCACAACCCACCCCACCCCCCCUUGUUCUGUCAGGGUGUGUGAUCUGUAACCUGCGAUGUAGUUUUCUGGGGGGUGGGGUGAUGAUUAUUUGAGGGGAGGAAAUUGAAUAUGUGCAAUCAUGCUACUCUGGUAAGCCUCAAAGCGAACUGACCAAAUUGGUAAUAAUAGAAAAUUGGAACUAGUGUUCUAUUUACAUGCUGCAGAAGCUGCUCAGUGGAUCCAAGGCGCA